Molecule: messenger RNA, 3470 nt
Organism: Durio zibethinus
Lineage: Eukaryota; Viridiplantae; Streptophyta; Magnoliopsida; Malvales; Malvaceae
Product: E3 SUMO-protein ligase SIZ1-like
Biological process (GO): protein sumoylation
Cellular component (GO): chromatin
Molecular function (GO): zinc ion binding; SUMO ligase activity
Source: RefSeq, a predicted model, not a curated record
AAAAGCGGGCGUGACUUACAAAACGAACACGCAACUUCACCGAAACUAACCCGGACGUGUUCCCCGUCAAAAAACCGGAUUUAAUAUUCGGUGAUAAGUCCGGUCACUUUUUGUAAAUUUUUGUGGGAGGAUUGGUUUAUUCCGGUGGUCUCUUUCCUUGGUCAAAAAGGGGCCAAAAAAAACAAAGAUAAGUCGGCGUCUUCCAUACACCAAACCCUGUUUCCGGUAUUUCUCUUCCAUUCAUCAAAUUUUCCUUUUCUCUUUUCCUUUCCCUUUUUGUUUGUAUCCGGGAAACUCAUUGUAAACUGAACAUGGAUUUGGUGGCCAGUUGCAAGGAUAAAUUGGCGUAUUUUCGAAUAAAAGAACUCAAGGAUGUUCUCACUCAAUUGGGCCUUUCAAAGCAGGGGAGGAAGCAGGACCUUGUUGAGAGGAUAUUAUUUGCUCUCUCUGAUGAACAAGUUGCAAGGAUGUGGGCAAAGAGGACUCCUGUGGGAAAGGAAGAUGUGGCGAAACUUGUCGAUGACAUAUACAGGAAGAUGCAGGUUUCUGGAGCCACUGAAGUGGCAUCAAAGGGACAGGGUGUGUCAGACAGCAGUAAUGUUCAAGUUAAAGCGGAAAUAGAUGAUUCCUUUCAAUCAGAUACGAAAGUUCGUUGUCCCUGUGGAAGUUCAUUGGAGACUGAUAACAUUAUCAAGUGUGAGGAUUCAGGAUGCCAUGUUUGGCAACAUAUUGGUUGUGUUAUAAUUCCAGAGAAGCCUGUGGAGGGAAAUCCGCCAAUUCCUGAUUUGUUUUAUUGUGAGAUUUGUCGACUAAGCCGAGCCGAUCCUUUUUGGCUUAGUAUUGCGCACCCUUUAAAUCCAGUGAAGUUGGCUGUUACAAAUGUCCCAACUGAUGGUACAAGUCAAAUGCAAAGCGUGGAGAAAACGUUCCAAAUCACCAGAGCAGAAAGUGACAUGCUAACAAAGCAAGAGCGUGACGUCCAGGCAUGGUGCAUGCUUCUGAAUGACAAAGUUCCAUUCAGGAUGCAGUGGCCUCAAUAUGCAGAUUUGCAGGUCAAUGGUGUACCUGUUCGUGCAAUUAAUAGACCUGGCUCACAAUUGCUCGGGGCUAAUGGCCGUGAUGAUGGUCCAAUUAUAACUCAAUUUACUAAAGAUGGAAUUAAUAAGAUAACUUUGACUGGAUGUGAUGCUCGCAUAUUCUGUUUUGGAGUUAGAAUUGUUAAACGGCGAACGCUUCAACAGAUACUCAACAUGAUUCCCAAGGAGACUGAUGGUGAAUGUUUUGAAGAUGCUCUUGCUCGGGUAUGUCGUUGUGUUGGUGGUGGAACUGCAACAGACAAUGGUGAUAGUGACAGUGAUCUAGAAGUUGUCGCAGAAUUUUUUAGUGUCAACCUGCGCUGCCCUAUGAGUGGUUCAAGAAUGAAGGUAGCUGGAAGGUUUAAAACCUGUGUUCACAUGGGUUGUUUUGAUCUUGAAGUUUUUGUGGAGCUGAACCAACGUUCUAGGAAGUGGCAGUGCCCAAUUUGUCUGAAGAAUUAUGCAUUGGAGGAUGUUAUAAUUGAUCCAUAUUUUAAUCGCAUCACAUCCAAGAUGAGAAAUUGUGGAGAAGAUAUUACGGAGAUUGAGGUCAAGCCUGAUGGUUCUUGGCGUGCAAAGGCUAAAAGUGAAAAUGAGCAUAGAGAACUUGGUGAUCUUGCACAAUGGCACUUUCCUGAUGGUACCCUAUGUGGAUCUGGUAGUGCAAAGGCUAACCCAAGAGCUGAAACAUCAAAGCAGAUCAAAAUGGAAGGUACUUCAGAAGGUUAUACAGGUUUGAAACUUGGAAUCAGGAAGAAUAGCAAUGGGUGCUGGGAGGUUAGCAAGCCUGAAGAUAUGAACACCUCUUCUGGUAGUAGAUUACCACAAGAAAGGUUUGAACAUCAUGAGCAAAAAAUUAUCCCAAUGAGCAGCAGUGCUACUGGAAGUGGUAAGGAUGGUGAGGAUCCCAGUGUAAAUCAGGAUGGUAUUGGAACUUAUGACUUUACAAGCAGUGGGGUAGAACUUGAAUCAAUACCUCUUAACAUAGAUUCUGCAUAUGAUUUUCCUGACCGAAAUCCGUCUGCACCAGCUGGAAAUGCAGAAGUUAUUGUUCUUUGUGAUUCAGAUGAAGAGAAUGAAAUAUUGAUACCUUCUGCAACUGCCUAUGAGGAUAAUCACAACGAUGCUGGUGGACUUAAUUUUCCAGUUGCUCCUACUGGAAUUUCUCUUCCAUAUUCUGAAGAUCCAUCUCUUGGGCCUGCUGGUCAUUUUGGUCUUUUUCCUCAUGAAUUUGACAUGCCUCUGUGGCCGUUACCUCCGGAAACCCAAGAAGGCCCUGGGUUUCAACUAUUUGGUACAGAUACAGAUGUCACAGAUGCCUUAGUUGAUCUGGGGCGUAAUUCUCUCAAUUGCCCUUCAUCAAUGAAUGGAUAUACAUUGGAUCCUGAGACAACAAUGGAAUCUGCAACUCUAGUCCCUGGUUCUUCCAUUGGUCAGACUGAUAUGGAUAUAAAUGAUGGCUUGGUUGACAAUACCUUGUUUGGUGGAGAAGAUCCCUCUCUCAAGAUAUUUCUUCCAACACGUCCUUCAGGUGUAUCAGUGCAGUCUGAUCUGAGAGAUCAAGCUGAUGUAUCGAAUGGCAUCCGUACUGAUGAUUGGAUUUCACUUAGGCUUGGAGGUGGUGCAAGUGGUGGUCAUGGGGACUCAGCAACUGUGAAUGGAUUGAAUUCAAGGCAGCAGAUGCCUUCCAGAGAUUGUACUGUGAAUUCUUUGGCCGACACUGCCUCUCUACUGCUUGGUAUGAAUGACAGUAGAUCUGAGAAGUCAAGUAGGCAAGCAUCAGAGAGCCCUUUCUUAUUUCCUCGGCAAAAACGUUCUGUGAGACCAAGAUUAUAUCUUUCUAUUGACUCAGACUCGGAGUAAUGGAACUUGUUUGCCUAAAGUUUCUUGCGCUCCUCCUGAAUUUUUCGGGAAUGCAAAGACAUCUCAUGCAGAAAUUUGGUGAUCACUCAUGAAGAAAGUUGACUGGCAUUUCAGUUAAACAAGACAUGGAAAAUUUCAGAAGAAAAGCCCAGCUGAAGGGAAAAAAAAUGGCUACAAGGGAGCUGUGCUACGGUACUGAGCUGGCGACUGCAGAAUCUUUUUGUUAAAUGGUGAGCUCGAGGCCCUUAUUGAUGCUUACCGUUGUCUGCUGCACAUUCAAUGAAGCUCGACUUCUAAUUCUAUGCGUUGUAACAGGGUUGUUACAAGCAGUUUCACCCACGGUCAACACAGAUCAGCAGGUCCUAUUAAAUUGUACAGUUAGUUGAUUUAGUCUGAAAAUUGGAGUGUUGAUCCAAUGGUUCAAAACCUUUGGUGCAAUCCUCAAGUACACAGAUCCACCAUUUUGCCUCUUGUUUUAAGAUGUUGAGUAAAUUCACUCAAAUUUCAGUUAUUUAUAGAGAAAUGGUAUUU